This is a messenger RNA of Girardinichthys multiradiatus, 1869 nucleotides long. RefSeq names its product probable histone deacetylase 1-B. The transcript has 14 exons. The record is from RefSeq and is a predicted model, not a curated record. The coding region runs from base 104 to 1570 and encodes 488 amino acids. Gene Ontology annotation, molecular function: histone deacetylase activity. NCBI's taxonomy places the organism in Eukaryota, Metazoa, Chordata, Actinopteri, Cyprinodontiformes, Goodeidae.
CCCUAUGGACAGCUGCUGACAUCGCAUCCCAUUGACCAAACGUGUCGCUGUUGUCUCCUUUCCUGCACUGUGGUUUAAAACCAUCCGAAAAAGAGGACUAAAUAUGGCAUUUACCUCCCAAGGCACAAAGAAAAAAGUUUGCUACUACUAUGAUGGUGAUGUCGGAAAUUACUACUAUGGUCAGGGCCAUCCCAUGAAGCCUCACCGAAUCCGCAUGACGCACAACCUACUGCUCAACUAUGGCCUCUACAGAAAGAUGGAGAUAUAUCGUCCACACAAAGCCAGCGGAGAGGAGAUGACCAAGUAUCACAGUGAUGAUUACAUCAGGUUCUUGCGCUCGAUCAGGCCGGACAACAUGUCAGAAUACAGCAAACAGAUGCAGAGAUUUAAUGUGGGUGAGGACUGUCCGGUCUUUGAUGGCUUGUUCGAGUUCUGCCAGCUCUCAGCAGGGGGAUCCGUCGCGGGUGCUGUGAAGCUGAACAAACAGCAGACAGACAUCGCCAUCAACUGGGCCGGAGGGCUUCAUCACGCCAAGAAGUCGGAAGCCUCUGGGUUUUGCUACGUCAACGACAUUGUACUGGCCAUCCUGGAGUUACUGAAAUACCACCAGAGGGUUCUGUACAUCGAUAUUGACAUCCAUCAUGGAGAUGGUGUGGAGGAGGCUUUUUACACAACGGACCGUGUCAUGACCGUGUCCUUCCACAAGUAUGGAGAGUACUUCCCAGGCACUGGUGACCUCAGGGACAUUGGUGCUGGAAAGGGUAAAUAUUAUGCUGUAAAUUAUCCACUGAGAGAUGGGAUUGACGAUGAAUCAUAUGAAGCCAUUUUCAAACCUAUCAUGGCGAAGGUGAUGGAGAUGUAUCAGCCCAGUGCAGUGGUCCUCCAGUGUGGAGCUGACUCUCUGUCAGGGGACAGACUGGGCUGUUUCAACCUCACCAUUAAAGGCCAUGCCAAGUGUGUGGAGUACAUAAAGAGCUUCAACCUGCCGUUGCUGAUGCUUGGAGGAGGCGGCUAUACCAUCCGUAAUGUGGCACGUUGCUGGACAUUCGAGACUGCCGUGGCCCUUGAUAGCUCCAUACCCAACGAGCUUCCAUACAAUGACUACUUUGAGUACUUUGGACCAGACUUCAAGUUGCACAUCAGCCCCUCCAACAUGACCAAUCAGAACACAAACGACUACCUGGAGAAGAUCAAGCAGCGGUUAUUUGAGAACCUGCGAAUGUUGCCUCAUGCCCCGGGAGUCCAGAUGCAAGCCAUCCCAGAAGACGCUGUGCAGGAGGACAGUGGCGACGAAGACGAGGAUCCAAACAAGCGCAUAUCUAUCCGUGCUCACGACAAAAGGAUAGCGUGUGAGGAAGAGUUUUCGGAUUCGGAGGACGAAGGUGAAGGAAGUCGCAGAAAUACAGCCAGCUACAAGAAAACCAAAAGGACCAAAACUGAAGGAGAGAAGGAGGCAGAAGAGAAGAAGAAAGGUACCGAGGAAACAAAAGAAGUAAAAGAAGAAGAGAAGGUACCAGAGGAGGAUAAAAUGGACACAUCAAAGCCAAAUGAGGAGCCCAAGACACCUUGAGGUCCUAAGCUCCCAGUGAUGCCAGUACACCAGAUCAGAACUGAUCUUAAAGUGAGGUUUUUUUUUAUAAAUUAUCUCUUUGGACUGUUGCAGUAAAGGUUGUCAAAUUACUUAUGUUUUAAGACAGUGAAUGGAGAUCAAAAAGGUAAUUGCUUGUUUUUUAAGCGAAUCUUUGCAACUUGGCUGUUUUUGGACAGAAAUGUCUUUUGAAUAUUUUUGUAUGUUUUUUUAUUUUUUAUUUACUGUAUUUGCUUUGCCCAUUAUGAAAACAUCUAUAAAAAUGACUCGGCUUGUCUCCA